CUCGUCUCCUCAAGGUCGUGUUAGCAUCCUCUCUACGUCCUCUUUGAAAAUAUCGAUGUGCAUAUAUGGGCAAUAAUAUUUCUGACCCGUCUAUUCACUUAGUAAAAAGUGACUGUUUGAGAGGCGGAUUUGCGAUCUAUAAAAAUGAUAAUUAUGAGGUUUCAUUCCAUCAUACUGUUCAACCUACAUAUAACAAGUUUCGCAUUAUCAAGUACCUUAAGACACAUAUGACAGCUAAUAGAAAUGAUGAUUCGCAAAGUGAUGUGAAAAUAAGUACGUGUGCAAACGUGCUUGCGUGUGAUGAUCUACUAAGCUCGUCGAUACCUGUUAGGCUGCGUCAUCCGUCUAUUCUUCGUGUCCACAAGGCUUGUUCUGAUGGACUUAACAGUUUGUACUUGGUGGUUGAAAACUCAGUCCCAUUUAGUGCUUUCGUUACCAAUCCCACAAUGGAUGACCUACUAGCUGGGUCCUAUAGUCUUCUCUCUGCUCUCAACUUCCUGCAUAAUACACUUGGAGUUUCGCACAAUAACGUGGAUACUACCAGCGUAUUUAUUGAUUCGAAUAUGUGUUGGAAGUUGUGCGGUUUUGAGCUCGCGCUGGAAUUUAAGAAUAUGUCUGCUGACCAUAUACGAAGAAUUGAAGCUUUAAAGGGACAACAAGACGCAAAAAUCAUUUACAGAAAAAGUAUUUAACAGGAUAUCAGAAGAGUUAUUUUGUCGCAAUAUUUUACCAAAAAUGUUCGAAAACACUAUCUUUCUUGAUUAUCCGGCUCAAACCCUACUUACGCAGAUUUUCCACGCUUUCGAAGAAAACCUUCAAGAGUCACCCAAAUCCAAAUUGAUCAUAUCUCUUCGAAAUUUUCAGAAGUUUGUCAAUCCUUUAAUUGUUCAGAAAUUUAUGGUUAACGAGAGACACACGCGUAUUUUGUUACUUCAGCACUUCACUGGCUAUUUAAAAAUAUUAACUGAUAGUGAUUUGUUAAAUGUGAUAUUACCACAAAUAUGUCGUGGAGUUUUCGAUAGUCAUAAUGCACUAUCAGUUUUAAGUUUACAAGCGUUAGGAUGUCUUGCUAGUCGUUUGAAUGCUACUGUUGUUUUAAAUCAUUUACGUCGGAUCGAAGAAAGCCUAUGUAAAGCUGGCAGUUUAUGUAAUAAUUUUAAUCAUAGUACGAGCACUGACGGAAAUAAUAGAUUUGUUACUUAUGUAUGGCCUCGUAAUAAUCUAUUUUAUGAAGCUGCACCAAAAAUUAAUCGAACCAAUCGGGAAAUUCCUUUAUGUGAGAAGAAACAAACCCAUGUGUUAAAUGAAUCCAGUCGACCGUUAGCUCAAUUGGCCGUUUUUUCUCCAAAUUAUGAUCCAUCUAUGAAUUCCUGUUUUUUAAGCUGUACGGAUGAGUAAGUUGACUUCUUAGAUAUGCAUAAUUUUAUUUUUCACCUAGAUUACUGUACGACAGUAAUUUGACUUCAUUUAUUUAUUUGAACACAAAUGUUAUACAAAUGAACACCAAAAUUAAUAUACCCCAAGCAAACUAGCGAGUAGAAUUUUGAAGUUAUAGAUACAGAAGAGUAAAUGUAGUUGGAAAAUAAUCAGAUUAGUAAAAAUAAGUGGACGAGAGUCGUGUGUAAUGAAAUAAGUAAUUCAGUUGAGAAAAGUACAACUAGUAAGAAUCUUUUAGUUUAAGAAGUUCCUUUCUCUUUUAAAAGUAAGUAAAAGAAAUCACAACAGAAUCGUCAAUGGUUUCUGUUUUGAGUCAUGUUUGAUAACGUCUCAAGGUACUGAGUUGGACUAUCUCUCGAACCUCAAUUAGGGAGUUGUGAUAGACCGAUAGUUGACAAUUCUAUGCAGCCUUCUUUCAUAUCUCGGCGCCUCGUUAUAAACUGAUUACAUCUUUAUUUUUCCGAGUCAGUCCCAUCGUGAACUAAUAAAGCGACAUCAAAUAAGUUAUCAUUGACAUCCAUAAACACACAUUGCUGAACUUCCUCAUUACUAACAUCGUUUUGCCACUGAAUAUCAACAAUCCUUCAAAGACAGCUAUAGUCGAACACAGAGAGUCGUAUAACAUCCUUAGUUCAAUAAGUUCAGGUUUCGCUUUUUACAGCCAAACUAACAUCACGACACCAAAGAUAAUCGAGAUGAACACUAGCAUAUUUAUUACUACUUGAACGUAUUACAUUUUCAGUCAGCCAGUCAUCUACAACGUAGGACGAUUCACAUAUAUGCGUCGGUCCAAGUUGCCAUACCUUAUUAGCACAACAAGAUGAACACCAAAUUCAUAGAAUUAGUUACUUCACGGAUAGUAAUAUAUGAAAAAAGGUCGCAUAUAAGAUUAUGAUACAGGGAGAAAGAAUUGGUUCGUAGAAAGGAAGGUAUAAAGUAACUUUAAUCUCACCUUUUAAGGGCAGACUAAAUUUUGUAAAUGCCUGUAAAUAAAUUUGAGUAAGUCUUAUUGUAAGUGACACCUUUCAAUUCGUGAAACUAGGAUAUUGCUAUAAAUUUAACAUCCUGACAACGUAUGGCUAAGGGACACUCUAAAGAAGCUAUUUGUACUAACCAGGUAUAUACUAACCAUUUGGCUUGUUCGGUCUGAUCAGGAGCUUGGUAUAUCUACUUCUUGUUGAUAUAAUUCCAAAAUGGUCGGGAGUAAUUUCAAUGAUUGAUAAAAUAAUUUUGUAUUUCAGUAACUUGUAGUUCGCGUAUAAUGGUUUGGAAGUGAUUCAAUAGACUGUCUUCAAUUGAGCAUAAAGAGUUUAAACAUACGAAUUAUAAUUGUGAUAUUCCUCUUUAAUUUUCUUUUAUGAAAUCGGAAUAUCUACCUGCUUAACACGUUUAGUAGCACCAGGUCAAAAGUUGUAUGAUUCGCACUGGUUUGAAUUUCAUUUCUUUAGUGGCUCCACAAUGAAUGGGAACUACUACUCCCACUGUAUCUUAUUUCUAUCGCCUUUGCCUUGAAGUUCCGUAUGACGGAUGAGAGCGCAAUGCUAUACUGCUUGCAGUAAAUUGAUGUUAAUGUAACCUAUGCACAUAGGUCUAUGUACUGCUUGCUUGGUUGGACUAACAAUUAAAAAUUUUAAAUCGUCCUCUCUCUCUCACACACACACCUUUUUUAGACAUAAUAAAUUCGAUGUUGAUGUAGUAGGAGCAUCUUCAAAUUUUUCAAAUUUUGACGCUAGAUUUUUAAAUCGGUCUUUAUAAAACGCAUACACAAAGCGUAAUCAAUUUGAUUUCGUAUGAUUAACCACAAACACAAAAAAUACGUAGUUUACUUUUGGAUUGUUAAAAAAUCUAGAUAUUUAAUGAUAUUUAUCUUUUCAACUUUCUUUCUAGCCUUUCCACUGAUUCUCGUCCAUGGAAUAGUGAGUUUAUUUGGUUUUUAUCAAUAAAUUCGUAAAAAUAUCUUAUGUCAGCUAAGUUGAUAGGAUAUUUCUAAUGUUUUAAUAUUUUCACAGUUGAAAUCACGAGUCGAUCUUAGAUAGACCACUAUUGAAAAUCUGGAGAUACUGGAUGACCGUUUCGUUCUAGUACGGGGCUCCUCAAUAAUACGCACCUACGACCACACAUGGGAUUCGAACUCAGGACCUUCGGUCUCGCGCGCGAACCUAUAAUGUCUAGACCACUGAGUCACCACCCAUCGGUAUUAAUGCCCAACUGUAAUCAAUCUAUUAUCUUGCGUAACCCUCCAUCCAUUGCCUAUGGUAGAUAACGGUCACACUCGACACGAAUUAGACUCCACUGGUCACGACUUUUCAUAUUUUUAGAUUUACAAUGUUUAAUCAUACAGCAUUUUCAUUGUGAAGUCUCAAACGAAUUAAUGUCUUCUAGCUUUAUUUAGCUUUUCAGAUUUCGUAGUCAUAGAUGUCUGCAUAGAUUUUCAAUGUAUUUCAUGAUUACAUGAUGAAAAUAACUAGAAUAGUCCACAAUUAUUUUUUAUAAUGAGAUUUUAAUGCCCUUAAUUUGUGAUUAGUUUGUUUUUCCUGUUGACUAGUUUUCUUUCCCUGUCCACCGAAAUCAUUGUGCUUCCC
This is a messenger RNA of Schistosoma haematobium, 4019 nucleotides long. It is a transcript of the gene SCYL3, whose product is annotated as Protein-associating with the carboxyl-terminal domain of ezrin. Gene Ontology annotation, biological process: protein phosphorylation. The transcript has 6 exons. Gene Ontology annotation, molecular function: ATP binding; protein kinase activity. The record is from RefSeq and is a predicted model, not a curated record. Bases 736 to 1398 code for a protein of 220 amino acids. NCBI's taxonomy places the organism in Eukaryota, Metazoa, Platyhelminthes, Trematoda, Strigeidida, Schistosomatidae.